GAUACAGAGAGACAGAGACAGAGACAGACAGACAGAGACAGACAGACAGAGACAGAGAGACAGGCAGAGACAGAGAAACAAACAGACAGACAGACAGACAGACCUUUUUCCUGUGAUGAUGGACGACUACUUUCUCCCGUCGUGGAUUUAUUUGGCUGUUUUCACCGUGUUUGUGGGCGGAGCCACGAAGAAGAUUCUGGCGUGCCAGCUGAGCGCCGCGCCGCCCCUGAUGGCGUUGCUAGGUGCCACCGUGCUCGCAGAGCGUCUGUGGGCGCUCUGCCUUCCGGCCUUGCUGCUACUGGUGCCCCUCGCCCUCACCUACUUCCUGUACUUCCUGUACAGCUGCACCAGGGCGCCGCCCGCCACCCUGCCCGCCCAAGGCAAGGCCGUCCUCAUUACAGGAUGUGACUCUGGUUUUGGGAAUGCGACAGCAAAGCAUCUGGACGCUCUGGGUUUCGAGGUGUUUGCCACCGUGUUGGACGGAUCCGGAGAUGGAGCCAGAGAUCUGCAGAAGACCUGCUCCCCCCGCCUCACCAUCCUGCAGGUGGACAUCACACAGCCUCAGCAGGUCCAACAGGCGCUGAUCCAAACCAAGGCCAAACUGGGCCUCAAAGGUCUGUGGGGUUUGGUGAACAACGCUGGUGUGUGUGUGAACUUCGGUGAUGCCGAGCUGUCACUGAUGUCAACUUUCCGAGGCUGCAUGGAGGUCAACUUCUUCGGGACGCUGAGCGUCACACAGACCUUCCUACCGCUGCUGAGACACGCUAGAGGACGCAUCAUCACCGUCUCCAGCCCAGCAGGUGACCAACCGUUUCCCUGCCUUGCGGCGUACGGAGCCUCCAAGGCAGCGUUGAACCUCCUGAUGAACACGCUGAGGAACGAGCUGCAGCCCUGGGGCGUCCCAGUGUCCACCGUGCUGCCCGCCUCCUUCAGGACAGGUCAGUCGGGGAACCGAGCCUACUGGGAAACGCAGCACACACGGCUCUUGCAGAGUCUGUCUCCGGCGCUGCUGGACGAGUACGGCGAGGACUACGUGUCCGAGACGAAGGAUCUGUUCCAGAGCCACGCCAGCCACGCCAACCCGGACCUCAGCCCCGUGGUAGUUGCCAUCACCACGGCGCUGCAGGUGCAGCAGCCGGCCCCGCGGUACUUCGCCGGGCCAGGCGUCGGCCUCAUGUACUUCAUCCACAGCUACUGCCCGCUCAGCGUCAGCGGACGCUUCCUGCAGAAACUGUUUGUGAAGAAGAAGCUGCCGCCACGCGCGCUGAGGAAGCAGGCGGACUGCAAGCUGAGCCACGGCCUCCACAACAACAACAACAACAACAACGACGAGGACAGCAGCGGCGAGGUCAAACUCAAGUAGCUGCCAGACAGACACAGAGACACAGAGAGUUUAGAGGACCACUUCUGUAACUAUUUUGCUCGAGCGAUUCAUUAGUUUGUUUUUCCUUCCAUGUUUUGUCCUUCUUUCACAUCUCUAGUCGGCCGUUUCCUCGGCUUCUCUUUGGAUUUGAGCUCUAUAAUGUGAAGAGCGAAGAGCAGACACACAAACAGAAUCUGCUGAUUUCUCUUUAGCCAUUUUCCAGGAUGAAAAAUCUGCAGAAUAGCGUUAACAUGCUGAGUCCAUGGCGUCCGUCUCCCUGGAUGUGUGUGUGUGUGUGUGUGUGUGUGUGUGUGUGUGUGUGUGUGUGUGUGUCUGUGUGUGUGUUUACGUAUUGUGAUGUCAUUUCCUGGAGUAUCUUCAAAUGUUUUCACAUUCCUAAAAUCAUUAGAGCCUCAGCUUACAGGUUAUAUAAGUCAAUAAAUCAGAAUAAUUCAUUACAGUUGUACAUUGUGUCAAUAUAUUUGCACUUGUAUGUUGAGUUAUUAUUAUAAUCUUCUUUCUCUGCCCUUUUUUGCAUUUUCAAUCCAACUAUUUAUGGUGUUUUAUGCCUUUUAUCUUCACUUAAACUGUGAAUUUUGUAUAAAAAUAAUGUAAAAACAACACAAAUAUGA
Molecule: messenger RNA, 1995 nt
Organism: Sander lucioperca (pikeperch)
Lineage: Eukaryota; Metazoa; Chordata; Actinopteri; Perciformes; Percidae
Gene: hsd11b2
Product: hydroxysteroid (11-beta) dehydrogenase 2
Exons: 6
Coding region: 116-1363 (415 amino acids)
Molecular function (GO): oxidoreductase activity
Source: RefSeq, a predicted model, not a curated record